AUGGGCCGGUCUCAGUCUUCUAUGCAUCAGAAAAUCCACCUCUUCUGGGCUUCAAAGAUCCCAGGUCUGGCGGCCACAAGCCCUGCCCCGUCUGACUCACAGGAGAAGAAGCCGCUGAAGCCCUGCUGCGCCUGCCCGGAGACCAAGAAGGCGCGCGAUGCUUGCGUCAUUGAGAAAGGAGAAGAGCACUGUGGACACCUGAUCGAGGCCCACAAGGAGUGCAUGAGAGCCCUGGGAUUUAAGAUAUGAAACGGUGGUUUACUCUGUGGAUGAAUAAUUCCUGAAGAAUGAAGAAGAUUCAGUAGUUUUGGGAAUUCUUUGAGGAACUUUGAUAAAUGGAAAAAGUACUUAUAAUUUAUUAAAGAAAGGAAAAUAUCUCUGGCCAAAAAAAAAAAAAAAAAAAAAA
Zalophus californianus (California sea lion) is the source of this 406-nucleotide messenger RNA. Its product is annotated as cytochrome c oxidase copper chaperone-like. Lineage: Eukaryota; Metazoa; Chordata; Mammalia; Carnivora; Otariidae. Gene Ontology annotation, cellular component: mitochondrial intermembrane space. The transcript has 2 exons. Bases 1 to 249 code for a protein of 82 amino acids. Gene Ontology annotation, molecular function: copper chaperone activity; copper ion binding. Gene Ontology annotation, biological process: mitochondrial respiratory chain complex IV assembly. The record is from RefSeq and is a predicted model, not a curated record.